This is a messenger RNA of Salvelinus fontinalis (brook trout), 1738 nucleotides long. RefSeq names its product transmembrane inner ear expressed protein-like. NCBI's taxonomy places the organism in Eukaryota, Metazoa, Chordata, Actinopteri, Salmoniformes, Salmonidae. The record is from RefSeq and is a predicted model, not a curated record. The transcript has 4 exons. Bases 305 to 826 code for a protein of 173 amino acids.
GUGGAGCUGUCUACAGGAAGACAGUCUGAUGUGUUAUAGUGGUGUAUGGUGCUCUGUGUUGGGAGGAAGAAGAACAGGGGAGGAGAGGCAGAGGCAGUAUACCAGAUGAAAGGAGAGAGGACGCCCUCUUUCCUCUUCAGCACUCCUCUCUGACCAUCAAUCAUCCAGGGCCAUUGUGGUCCUGUCCAGGGUAGCCUGCAGCGCAACCACACAGCCCAGCCACCCAGCCAGGCAGCCAGAAGAGAGGAGAGGAGAGAGGGGGCAAGGAGCUGUAGCCUUCAGGGAGAAAGGAAAGUGGAAAAUAAUGGCAGCCAGGGAACAGCCUUCUUCCUGUCCUCCUCUCCAGCCAGUGCUGCUGGGCUUAGGGGCAGCGCUGCUCUCCUUCUGCAUCUCCACUGUAUUCUCCCAGGUCCCAGACCCAGAGCUUUUACCGACAGAUCCCCCAAAGAAGCCAGACCCAGUCACUUCAGAAACAGUCGUGUUCUGGGGACUGCGGUUAUGGCAGGUUAUUGGCAUCUUCUCUAUGUUUAUUCUAGCAGUCAUCAUAACCCUAUGCUGCAUCUUCAAAUGCCGUAUCCCCAGGACGAAGAAGGAGAUUGAGGCGCGACAUGCUCAGAGAGUAGCAGCUAAGGAUUACGCCAACACACUGGAGACAGUGCCUCCUCUCAACGAGCUCACAGAGAUCCCAGGAGCGCUCCUGGACACUGCAUCCCUCCCGACGGUCUCUGAGCAGGUCCAGGCUCGCAGCGCCAGCAGCAGCCAGCUCCCAGUGGUGAGAGAGGAGGAGGAGCUCACUGGUCCCCUCACUCAGCCUGAGACUGGAUGACUUUCCUCCCUCCUUCUCCUCCUUCUGGUCCCCCUCACUCAGCCUGAGACUGGAUGACUUUCCUCCCUCCUUCUCCUCCUUCUGGUCCCCCUCACUCAGCCUGAGACUGGAUGACUUUCCUCCCUCCUUCUCCUCCUCCUAGUCCCCCUCACUCAGCCUGAGACUGGAUGACUUUCCUCCCUCCUUCUCCUCCUCCUAGUCCCCCUCACUCAGCCUGAGACUGGAUGACUUUCCUCCCUCCUCCUCCUCCUAGUCCCCCUCACUCAGCCUGAGACUGGAUAACUUUCCUCCCUCCUUCACCUCCUGGUCCCCCUCACUCAGCCUGAGACUGGAUGACUUUCCUCCCUCCUUCUGGUCCCCCUCAUUCAGCCUGAGACUGGAUUACGUCCAUCCCUCCGUUUCCUAUUUCUUAUUAUUUCUUCUCAACUUCCCUCUCCACAUUCCUAUUUAUGUUCUGACAAAAUGGGCAAUCCACUAGAGGGAAUAUUGGAGAAUGCAGCUCAGCAUUCAGUAAUUCACAAAAAAGGAAUGAAUAGCUGAAUAGAAUAGUUCAUUGAGUAGCUCAGCGUUGGUCAUUACUUCCCAGAAAGAAUGACUUGGAGAUUGUUGAGACUAUUGCCUGCUGAAGAGUUACAAUUGUAGGUGUUAAGUACUUGAAAUGGGUUUCACUAUUUCCUCAUCUGCUCUUUGUUAAUAUACUCAUCCUUGUCGAUCACACAUUGAUUGUACAUUGGACACAGAACUGCAAGUUCAGUAUCUGGUAGCCAAAUGUGGAUUAUGAAAAAAUGUAGAUGAAUCUUUAAGGCUUCUGUCAGUGAUGUUGCAUGUCUAUGCUUGUCAUUUGUUGUUUUCCUUCUCUUCCUCUGACUCAAUCUGGAAGCUUGGCUUUGAAUAAAUAUAGCUUCCCUUUCA